Mesocricetus auratus (golden hamster) is the source of this 2296-nucleotide messenger RNA. RefSeq names its product Rho GTPase activating protein 9 (gene Arhgap9). Bases 16 to 1971 code for a protein of 651 amino acids. The record is from RefSeq and is a predicted model, not a curated record. Gene Ontology annotation, biological process: signal transduction; regulation of GTPase activity. Lineage: Eukaryota; Metazoa; Chordata; Mammalia; Rodentia; Cricetidae. Gene Ontology annotation, cellular component: cytoplasm. The transcript is spliced from 16 exons. Gene Ontology annotation, molecular function: protein binding.
ACAGUGCUGACCACAAUGCUCUCAGGCCAGUGGUGGCCCAGUAUUUGGGGAAAUCUAGGCCUGAGUCUACAAAGCCCUUCUCAGGGGCCCCAGCUCCGUGCCCUCUAUCCCUUCACUUAUAUUGGAGCAGAUGGCCGGCAGGUGUCUCUGGCUGAAGGUGACAGGUUCCUACUGCUUCGAAAGACCAACUCAGACUGGUGGUUGGCUAGGCGCCUGGGAGCGCCCCCCAGCUCCCGGCCCAUCUUUGUUCCAGCAGCAUACAUGACAGAGGAAUCACUCUCCUGCCCAAGACCAGCGGAUGCUACCCACAGUGCGUCCCUCUGGAGUCCUGAGAGGAAGCUAUUUCAUGGCUCCUUGGAGGAAGUCUACCUGCCUCAGGAACCCUGGGUUACUUCUGAGCAGCCUCCUCCCUGUCCCCACAAUAUGUGCAGAAGUGUCAGCAUGGCCCGUUUGAAGCCCUGCUUCCUGAAGCCCCUUGAGGAAGGACCGGGAGAAAGAUCUCCCUCCCAGGAAGGCUCGGUGACAGAGGCCAGGGCUGUCAUGACACCUGGCUCCAUGGAACAGACAGAGACUCUGAUUAGGGCCAGUGGCACCCUACAACCUCAGGAAUGGCUCGAUCCACAGGGUUUACCAAGCCCCAGCCGAGGCUCCCCAUGGGAAGACCUGUCAGACCAGCGGGCAGCCCUGCCGUCCUGUCUGCCUCUGCCACACGUGGAUGACCCCCACGAGGAAAAGUCAGGCCUGAUCAACAUGACCAAGAUUGCUCAAGGAGGGCGCAAACUCAGGAAGAACUGGGGCCCGGCUUGGGUGGUGUUAACAGGCAACAGCCUUGUGUUCUACCGAGAGCGGCCGCCGCAGUCUGCGCCCUCCCAAGGCUGGGCGCCAGCUGGAAGCCGGCCGGAAAGUAGCGUGGACCUGCGCGGGGCUGCCCUGGCCAACGGGCGCCACCUGUCCAGCCGCCGCAACGUCCUGCACAUCCGGACGGUCCCAGGCCAUGAGUUCCUGCUGCAGUCGGACGAGGAGCCAGAGCUGCGAGCCUGGCACCGCGCGCUACGGGCGGUCAUCGAGCGGCUGGACCGGGAGAACCCCCUGGAGCUGCGCCUGUCGGGCUCGGGACCCGCAGAGCUGGCGGAGCUGAGCGCCGGCGAGGAUGACGAACUGGAGUCAGAGCCGGUGUCCAAGUCACUGAUCCGGCUCAGCAGCCGCCGAGUUUCCAGUCGGAACGCAGAGGGCACCGAGCAGAAGAACCGCGUGCGCAACAAAUUAAAGCGGCUGAUCGCCAAGAGACCAACCUUACAGAGCCUUCAGGAGCGGGGCCUGUUCCGAGACCAGGUGUUUGGUUGCCAGUUGGAGUCGCUGUGCCAAAGGGAAGGGGACACCGUGCCCAGCUUUGUCCGGCUUUGUGUUGAGACUGUGGAUAAAAAAGGACUAGAUGUCGAUGGCAUUUACCGGGUGAGCGGGAACCUGGCAGUGGUCCAGAAACUCCGCUUCCUGGUGGACAGAGAACGGGCAGUAACUUCCGAUGGGAGAUACAUGUUCCCGGAACAGCCUGGACAAGAAGGCAAGUUAGAUUUAGACAGUGCGGAAUGGGAUGAUAUCCAUGUGGUCACCGGGGCCUUGAAGCUUUUUUUCCGGGAACUGCCACAGCCUCUGGUGCCUACACCAUUGCUACCGCAUUUUCGUGAUGCCCUCGAAUUCUCUGAGCCAGACCAGUGUCUCUCUGAAAUAAAAAAAUUAGUGGACUUGUUGCCGAAGCCCAACCGUGACACACUGCAGUACAUUCUGGAGCAUUUAUGCAGAGUGAUCGCACACUCAGAUGAGAACCGGAUGACCGCCCACAACCUGGGAAUCGUGUUUGGACCAACGCUGUUCCGCCCAGAGCAGGAGACCUCUGACAUGACAGCCCACGUGUUCUACCCUGGGCAACUGAUCCAGCUGAUGCUCACCAACUUCGACAGCCUCUUCACCUGACCAGGGCUGGGAGAGCGAGGGGCAAGGACAUCUCCCCUGAUCUGUCAGCCAGUCUUCGGAGGCUUUGACAGCGUCUUCACCUGAAGGACAUCUCCCACCAUCUGCCAGCCGGUCUUUGGAGAGGGAUGGCAGGUCUUCUGCUUUGAAGACAUCCCGUAAGCCCUCUCUCAGAUGAUACUCUCCCACCUGAGCUUUUAGGUAUGGGAGUUUUCUGGACAGGAAGGCGCAUGAGGCCCGUGUCCCAAAGAUGACCCAUAAGGUACUUGUUCCCAGCAUUCCUUUAUUGUCAGGAAACUGUCAUUAUUAUUAAAGUUUUCUCCUGGAA